AUGGCAAACCAAUUCUCUUCUCUUUGGCGAAAUGAGGUGUUCGAACCACUCCAGAAAGACAUGAUGCGGAGCGUACAUAAAGACACCGAGCUUGCCGCAUUAAAGGAAGAACUGGAAUGUGUCAAGAAGCGCAUUCAGGCGGAUGAAAUCCGCGUUACACAGAAUCUGAAAGAACCCCAAGGUCGCUUCGACGCCGAACACGGUGCUCAACAGGGUGAAGCUGACAAGGAGAGACGUAAGAGACAGUCCGCCGAGCCAAAAAAGAACCAGGGCCAAAGGCCGCCGAAGGACGACGACACCACGACCAAUUGA
This is a messenger RNA of Fonsecaea erecta, 312 nucleotides long. RefSeq lists its product as hypothetical. Bases 1 to 312 code for a protein of 103 amino acids. The record is from RefSeq and is a predicted model, not a curated record. The transcript is spliced from 2 exons. NCBI's taxonomy places the organism in Eukaryota, Fungi, Ascomycota, Eurotiomycetes, Chaetothyriales, Herpotrichiellaceae.